GUGUGUGAAUAUCCCGAUGGGACCAAGUCUUUGAAACUGGGAGACUUUGGGCUUGCUACUGUGGUAGAAGGCCCUUUAUACACAGUCUGUGGCACACCCACUUACGUGGCUCCAGAAAUCAUUGCUGAAACUGGCUAUGGCCUGAAGGUGGACAUUUGGGCAGCUGGCGUGAUCACAUACAUACUUCUCUGUGGAUUCCCACCAUUCCGAAGCGAGAACAAUCUCCAGGAAGAUCUCUUUGACCAGAUCUUGGCUGGGAAGCUGGAAUUUCCGGCCCCCUACUGGGACAAACAUCACGGACUCUGCCAAGUUCAUCCUAUGGUAUGGUCUCUGAAGUUCUUGGCAAAAUUCUUAAAGUUGGACUGGCCAUCUUUCCGGUUUCCCUCCAUCCUCUUGUGCUCCUCUAAGCUCUAA
Rhinopithecus roxellana (golden snub-nosed monkey) is the source of this 414-nucleotide messenger RNA. Its product is annotated as serine/threonine-protein kinase DCLK2-like. Gene Ontology annotation, molecular function: protein kinase activity; ATP binding. The annotation marks the transcript as partial. Gene Ontology annotation, biological process: protein phosphorylation. The record is from RefSeq and is a predicted model, not a curated record. NCBI's taxonomy places the organism in Eukaryota, Metazoa, Chordata, Mammalia, Primates, Cercopithecidae. The transcript has 4 exons.